AUGUUUUUUAUAACCGUUCUGUAUUAUUGUAUUCAUUCUAUUCCAAUAUUUCUAUCUAUCUAUUCAUUUAGUGGUAUAACGGAAGCAUGUUCAGCAUUAUUAUCUAUAAUAAUUGUAAAUAUACUGGCAAGAAUUCAGUUAUCUCAAUCAACAAGUUUGAAUAAUAAAAACAAUCAUGAAUUGAAUGAUGAUGACGAUAAUAAUCCAGAUGAAAAUAAAAUCAAUUUUAGGUUUCAGAAUAGAUUGUUCAAUUUACUUAUAUUUGCAUUAAGUUUAAUGUUGUUAAAUAGAAUUAUGAUGACAAUAGCAUAUUUGUUCUCAUCGUUUACAGCGAAUUUAAUUGUUUAUAUUGGUAAGUAUUGUAAUUUUAUCAAAUUAAUAUAUUUCCGAAAGUAUCAAGAUUAUUGUAUAUUAUUUUAAUUGUAAGUAUGGGGUUGUUGAGUUUAAUUAAAAUGCUGAGGAAGUAUCAUCGAUGAACAAGGAGGAUUGGAUGCAGACGUAAAGAUGAGGAUUGGCAAAGCAAGGGCCGCAUUCCUACAAUCGAAGAAAACAUGGAAUUCAAACCAAUUGUCAGGCAAACAAUAUCAAAGUCAAAACCUUCAAUACGAACAAUUCUACUAUACGGAGCUGAAACGUCGAAAACUACCACGUUCAUCAUCAAAAAGAUUCAAGUAUUUAUAAUUAGUUGUCUACGCAAGAUACUCAAAAUCCACAGACCGGACACCAUCAGCAAUAGUCUACUGUUAGAAAGGACAAACCGGCUUCCAGCUGAAGAGGAAAUUCGGAAAAAGACAUUGAAAUUGGAUAGGACAUACAUUACGGAAAUCACCAAACUGCAUCAUAAGGCAAGCCCAAAGUUGAAAUCCUGAAGGGAAGCGCAAAAGAGGAAGGCCAAAGAACACAUUACGCCGGAAAAUAGAAGCGGAUAUGAAAAGAAUGAAUAACAACUGGAAAGAGCUUGAAAGGAUUGCUUGGGACAGGGUUGUAUGGAGAGUGCUGGUGGAUGACCUAUGCUCUUCCAUGAGGAGUAAUAGGCGUAAGUAAGUCAGUAAGUAAAAUCCCGAACCGAUCUAAGUCAGACAAUUAUCAAAACUUGUAAGCAAUGGACAGCCAUUUCGUCCUAGGAGGUUCAGGAUCUCAGUGAUAGUAUUUUGAUAUUUAACAACUUAUGCAGUUUUAGUGAUAGCUGGGUGCUGUGAUCUACCUACCUUUAGCAGGAUUAAAUGAAUUUCGGAGUAGCUGAAAGACAACUUAUUCACGAAAUCAUUGUAGGAAUAAAAGUAAACUUUGUUAAGUGACCAAAUAAGUAAAUCUUUGUAUUUGCAUUAAAUACAAGUUAUAUUCUCAUUGAAAAUGAGAAAACAUAAUGACGAUGCUUAUAAGUAUGAAGUUAUGGAAAUUGUUUUCUUUUUUAUUGAGAUCAUGAAUCGAUCAAUGCUAGAUCACGAUUACUGAGGAGUCCUAUACUAGAACAAAACAGCCGUCCAGUGCUUACACGUUUUCAACGGUGGUCUAACAUUGAUCGAUUGAUGAUCUUGAUUAACACUGCCCAGAUUAUUUGAUAAAAUGAUCCAUAAACACUUUACAGUUUUAUGAAAAUUUAGUUAGUAGCUGUAUAGGGAAGGUUUUUGAAUAAUUUUUCUGGUUAGCGUUUUUUUAGCGAGUUAGUUUUCUACGGGAUGGGGACGCUAACUCCAUGCCCAACCCUCCUCCUUUAUCCGGGCUUGGGACCGGCAGUAGCCCCCGGAAGGACUCCAGGCGGAGUUGGGAAGGUUUAGUACCAGCUAUAUAAUUGUGAAAUCAUGGUAAAUAUCUAAUGUAUUAUUACAUUUACAGGCUUAGUUCCGAAACUAGCGAAAAAUAUUAAUUUUCCUUUAUUGCGUACACUGAUCACCAAUUGGAGUGGGACUCAGCGAACAGGCAAGUUAAAUCUGUAUCCAUAAUUUUAAAAUAAUUAAUAUGUUUUAUACAAAAUAUGUUACCAAACAUUGUAAAUAGCAGAUAUAGACAAUAUAAAACUCUGAAGAGUAAUAUUCAAGUUUCCUAUUGUCAUGAUACAUUUUAUAACAAUAGUAAACAAUUGCGGAUCAAGUAAUUCAACAAAACUGCAGUCAGCCAUAGGUCUUUUAAUAUUUAUGCAGUUUUCCUAAAAAUCACAAAUAUAUUCUUCACCAAUUAAAGUCUUUGAUACUUUUUUUAAUGAAACCCAGAAAUUCAUACUUAAUUCUAAAAAACAAUAAAACAAAACUUUAUACUAAAACAUUAGAAGAUCACUAAGUGAUAUCAUUUUUUAUUUCGAAAAAAAAUGCAACUCAGUGAAUUUUCUGUGAAUGAAGGUAAUAAGAAACCAAUUUGAUGUCCUAUUAUUUUGAUUGAGAUAAUGAACCGAUUGAUGUUAGACCACCAUUGAAAACCUGGAAGCACUGAAAGACUGUUUCGUCCUACUGUGGGACUCAUCAGCAGUGCGCAUUCACGAUCCCACUCACGAGAUUCGAACCCAGGGCUAUCAGUCUCACGAGCGAACGCUUAACCUAUAGACCACUGAAUCGUCCGGGAUCCAACGGUGUUAAUGUCUAACCUCAUGCAAUCCACAAAAUUGAACGAUCAUAUUUCAAUUGUACUGAGGUAGAUACCUGUCUCUACCCGACAUUGAUUAGCUCCACUGGUCACGGUCAUUUAUUUAUAAACACUUAAUCGAUAUGAAAUAGUGUUGAGUUUAGAAAUCUAAUCCUACCGCAUUUAAUUGAAGUACAUAUUUUAAUAACCUCGAAAUAGAGAUAAGGCUAGUGAGUGAUGUGAUCAUGGAUAUGAUAAAUAAGAAUUAAGAGAAAUAAUUAUAGAGAAUAGGAAAAAUGCUCUCUGACUUGAUGAUUUAAUAACGAACAUAAACUUGACCAGAUUGCUAGCAUGUUAUUACUUUUCAAGUGACAUAUGAAAUAAUGCUGAGACUAUAAUUUAUGGAGGGCCUUUGAGCGACGCUAAAGUGACCUUGAGAAUGUUCACCUCUUCAUUAGGUUUAACGAGGGUUAUAAAGUUGUGUGAAGUAUAAGGAUGUGCAGGGUUAGGAAUUAUAUUUAGGAUUUUCAUCACGAACUGACAUCAGCUAAAAUGCCGAAAUGCUGUUUAACCAAAUGAAUGAAUGAACUUUGCUCCGAAAUCCGAGACCUGUUAUCAUAAAUUUAAUUGGUUUGUCCAUAAGUUGAAGUCUCAUUGAAAUAUUCACUUUAACGGAGACAUUAUGUCAGAUCUGAUCAACAUAUACAGUGCCUUUAAACCGGAAAAAUUGUUGAUCUAUGAUUUUAACAAUCAGUAAUUAUCUCAUUUAUUAUUCUUUGAAGGUCUGAUUCUUUCAUUCGCUUCCUUCAUAUCAAGAAUCGGUCUAUUAAUCAGUGUAAGCGCUUUACCUUUGGUUUAUUCUGCUACUCUUUCAUACUUUCCUGGUGCUGUCUUUCUUGUAUGCGCAUCAAUGUUAUUUGUUGCAAUAUGUGCAGCAAUUUCGCUUCCAUUCCUGAUGAAAUACAAAAACAUGAAUGUGAGAAUCUAAAAAGAAAAAUAAUAACAAUUACUGGUUGUCUUAGAGAAACAUUAAGAAUGAUGAAAGUUGUCAACGUCUUUUUAAAAAAAAAUUUUCCUGAUACAUUAUUGUAGAUUCAGGAGAUGAUAUGUUCAUGUAUCUGUUUUAUUAUGCUAAAGAUUCGAACCAAAAAUGAAUACUUUCAUUUAUUAGAUGGUAUUUUUGAAAUUACUCUAAAUUAGCUUAAUUAUUACGCGGGAAGAAAGGUCAAAAUUUGAUUAAUUUAUUCAUUAUGAUUUUUAUUCAACAUUAAUUCUGUUUAAUAAUCACUCGGUAUACUAUUUGUUUCGUUUACCCCUAUGACAUUUUAUUCUGCAUAAUAUACGAUAUUCUUGUAUGAAAUAUUAUCCAUAUAUCUGAUUUAUUCUGAUGAGUAAUUAAAAAUGGAUGUAAAAGUCAAUAUAUAAAUGAGUGUAUUUUCGACUAGACUGGUUGGUAUCGCUCAUACUUUGGGAUAAUUGCGGAAUAUACUUCCUCGUUCCAAA
Messenger RNA from Schistosoma margrebowiei, 4059 nucleotides. The record is from the annotation of a GenBank genome assembly. Lineage: Eukaryota; Metazoa; Platyhelminthes; Trematoda; Strigeidida; Schistosomatidae.